Messenger RNA from Salvelinus sp. IW2-2015, 1354 nucleotides. Its product is annotated as aquaporin FA-CHIP-like. The record is from RefSeq and is a predicted model, not a curated record. NCBI's taxonomy places the organism in Eukaryota, Metazoa, Chordata, Actinopteri, Salmoniformes, Salmonidae. Gene Ontology annotation, biological process: carbon dioxide transmembrane transport; renal water transport; hyperosmotic response. Gene Ontology annotation, molecular function: glycerol transmembrane transporter activity; water channel activity; ammonium channel activity. Gene Ontology annotation, cellular component: membrane.
AGCCUGUUGAUMAUGUUUUUGAGUUCCACUGACACACCACAAUACAUCCCAUCUCAGAGAGGACCACCAUAGGCCCAGGUUGCAGCCAAGAUGAGAGAAUUCAAGAGCAAGGCUUUCUGGAGGGCCGUACUGGCCGAGCUCGUGGGGAUGACCAUGUUCAUAUUCCUCAGCAUCUCAGCUGCCAUUGGGAACUCAAACAACACCGCUCCUGACCAGGAGGUGAAGGUUUCUCUGACUUUUGGUCUGGCCAUCGCCACGCUGGCCCAGAGUUUGGGCCACAUCAGUGGAGCCCACCUGAACCCAGCAGUGACACUGGGCAUGCUCGCCAGCUGCCAGAUCAGUGUGUUCAAGGGGGUGAUGUACAUUGUGGCUCAGAUGCUAGGCUCUGCCUUGGCCAGUGGUAUUGUCUAUGGAACCCGGCCAGAGGGAAAUGCUGCACUGGGGGUCAACGCUCUAAAUGGUGUCUCUGCCAGCCAAGGCGUUGGCAUCGAGCUCCUGGCUACCUUCCAGCUGGUCCUGUGUGUCAUAGCUGUCACUGAUAAAAGGCGGCACGACGUCACCGGCUCUGCCCCCCUGGCCAUCGGGCUCUCUGUCGCUCUGGGACACUUGGCAGCAAUCAGCUACACAGGCUGCGGUAUCAACCCUGCUCGAUCCUUUGGACCAGCUUUGAUCAUGAAUGAUUAUACAAACCACUGGGUGUACUGGGUGGGGCCAAUGUGCGGAGGUGUGGCAGCUGCUCUGGUCUAUGACUUCCUCCUGUACCCCAAGUUUGAUGACUUCCCUGAACGCAUGAGGGUCCUGGUCAGUGGCCCUGUGGGCGACUAUGAUGUCAAUGGAGAAGAGACCGCAGCAGUAGAAAUGUCAUCAAAGUAGUAUUGUGAGAGAAACGCCAUCGAGUGUAUAGUACUUUAGAUAUCUAACUAUACUCCUGGAAAGAAAACAUUGACAUUUCCUUCAGAAUGGGAACAAUUCAUUUGUUAUUUCAAAAUACUGAUCAAGAAUUUGAAAGAAGAGGAGCACUUUUAUUUUGUUGUGGAGUAUUAGUAGGCCUGUCAAAACACUUUUUUUUACUGAACUACCAAUUAGUAUCCAAAAUUAACUUAAGUAGCCUAUUCCCUAACAUUUCUAAACAUGUUUCUUUAUACAAGAGUUGUUGGAACAUCUUGCUCUUUGUUAAAAUAUUUCCCCUAUCAGUAUUCUAUAUACUGUACAGAGUCAUUUGUUUUUGUAUAUUUUCUGUAUUCCUGUUUAUGUAUAAACAUUUUAUUUCUUAAUGUAUAAAGUAUAUAUUUCUGUUUGCAAUCUUGAAUUGUCUUUUACUUUUGUAAGUAAAUAAAACACCAGAUGUACCCCU